AUGGUGAACACAGGAGCAUAUCUUCCUCUCAGCGGCAAGGUCGCCCUAGUGACAGGCGGCGGCCGAGGCAUCGGGGCCGGCAUUGCCCUCGAACUGGCCCGUCGCGGUGCCUCCGUCGCCAUCAACUACGGACACAGCGCCAAGUCGGCUCAAGAGGUUGUCGAAGCCAUCCAGGCAAUCGGCAGCAAGGCGAUAGCUAUCAAGGCAGACCUGACCUGCGUCCCCAACAUCGAGUCGCUCAUCAAGCAGGUGGUCAGCCACUUCGGCCGGCUGGACAUCGUCGUGUCCAACUCCGGGGUAGAGAAGUUCAAGCCCCUGGAGGAGACGACGCUCGAGGACUUCCACGAGGUCUUUGAUCUAAACACUCGGGCGCAGAUGUUCGUCGCCCGCUACGCCUACGACCACAUCCAGCCGGGCGGCCGGGUGAUCCUCAUGUCCUCCAUUGCGGCGGGACUGGGGGUGCCGGGCCACGCGCUGUACGCCGGCAGCAAGGCCGCAAUCGAGGGGUUUACGCGGUGCUUGGCGGCCGAUUUUGGGCGCAAGGGGUGCACGGUCAAUGCGAUUGCGCCGGCGGGGGUCAAGAGCGACAUGUGGCGUGAGAACGCAUGGCGGUAUGCGCCCGGGUGCGACAAGGGCUCCUCGCUGGAAGAGAUCGAAACGGCGCUGGCGAGCGGGAGUCCGUUGAAGCGGUGCGGUGUGCCCGAGGACAUUGGCAAGGUGGUUUCAUUCCUGGCGAGUCCGGAUGCGGAAUGGGUGAACGGUGAGUUGUUUCUUCCUUCUGCCCCCGACGCAAGGGUCAGGGUGGGGAUUGGAAUGCUGAUCAUCUCGUGA
This is a messenger RNA of Aspergillus pseudoviridinutans, 831 nucleotides long. It is a transcript of the gene arp2, whose product is annotated as hydroxynaphthalene reductase arp2. Lineage: Eukaryota; Fungi; Ascomycota; Eurotiomycetes; Eurotiales; Aspergillaceae. The transcript has a single exon. Bases 1 to 831 code for a protein of 276 amino acids. Gene Ontology annotation, molecular function: oxidoreductase activity. The record is from RefSeq and is a predicted model, not a curated record.